UUGGGACCACACAUUUAGGCAACAAACACCGGUGACUUAAAUACACUUUGAUGUGAAGGUUGCGUGGGGAGAUUUCAGAUUGAUUUCAAAAUAAAAAAAUUCUCAAAAUGUCAAGUUUAUUGAAAUCUCUCGCAGUUCUUAGGAGAGCAAAACCGUUGGCAACAUUACAAAAAGUUCAACUUCAUAACAGAUUGAUAGUUCCAACAAAUACUGUAAUAUGCAAGAAACAAAACUCCUCACCGUUUCAACAACAACGUUGGAUGAGCUCCGACCCAACCGGAAUCAACGAGAUUAACGAAAGGGUCAUGGGCUUGUUGAAACUUUACGACAAAAUUGACCCAGCAAAGGUAACUGAAGGAUGCCAUUUCAUGAAAGAUCUUGGUUUGGACAGUUUAGACCACGUUGAAAUUAUUAUGGCAGUUGAGAAUGAGUUUGGUUACCACAUUGGAGAUGCAGAUGCAGAAAAGUUAUUAACUCCGCAAGAAAUAAUUGACUAUCUUGCUGAUAAAUACGACAUCUGUGAAUAAUUAUUUUAACUUAACAAUAAACUGUAAACUUCGAGAUGUGAAAACGCAACUGCUACGAUGUAGGAGAUAAAACUUCAUAUUGGGACGUUUUGUUCAAACUUUCAUGCUAAUAAACAAAUAUUUAAAAACCUUG
This is a messenger RNA of Ciona intestinalis (vase tunicate), 660 nucleotides long. RefSeq names its product acyl carrier protein-like. Lineage: Eukaryota; Metazoa; Chordata; Ascidiacea; Phlebobranchia; Cionidae. Gene Ontology annotation, molecular function: acyl carrier activity; acyl binding. Gene Ontology annotation, biological process: fatty acid biosynthetic process. The record is from RefSeq and is a predicted model, not a curated record. Gene Ontology annotation, cellular component: mitochondrion; respiratory chain complex I.